GACCUGCCGCCUGCCGUGCGGCCAUCCGCGCCGCGGCCGCCGCCCGCCUCCCCACGCUCCUCUCUGCUGGCCCGAGGGGGCGCCGCCGCCUCCCCAGAGCCCGGCUGCGUCCCUGAACUUGGCCAGUGCCUGCCUCAGCUCCCGGCCCCGCCGCCGCUUUACAGCCCGGACGUGCAAAUUCGCCGCGUUCCCGGCGGGGAGAGCAGGAGCAGAAGGAGAAGAGGGCGGCCCGGCCCGGCGGGGCGGGGGCUGUGCGUCCGCGUCUGCCCGCGGCGGAUCGAUGGCAGCCAAGUCCCGUGCCGCCGGCGGAACCGAGGGCACGAUGGGGACCUGCUGCCCACCACCAUGAGGACGAGCCCGUGCAGUCAUUUGCCAGAAGUCCUGCCAGAGCGCCCUUGCCCACCAGCACCUGACGGCAAGACCCUGCCCGGUGGUGGCGGCCCGGCCAGCAGCUGCCCACAGUAUGUCAUGCAGGUGUCAGCCAGAGAUGGGCAGCUGCUCUCCUCCGUCGUGCGGACGCUCGCCACGCAGAGCAGUGCCUUCACUGACCGGGCGAUGUGCAGGAUCUGCCACGAGGGCAGCAGUCAGGAAGAUCUGCUUUCUCCCUGUGAAUGUACAGGGACCCUGGGAACUAUUCACCGCAGCUGCCUGGAGCACUGGCUAUCAUCUUCAAACACCAGCUACUGUGAACUCUGCCACUUUAGGUUUGCAGUGGAGCGCAAACCCAGGCCAUUGGUGGAGUGGCUGAAGAACCCAGGCCCCCAGCAUGAGAAACGGACUCUCUUUGGAGACAUGGUGUGCUUCUUUUUUAUCACUCCGCUGGCGACCAUCUCUGGCUGGUUGUGUCUACGAGGAGCAGUGGACCAUCUGCACUUUAGUAGUAGGCUAGAAGCUGUUGGCCUCAUUGCACUCACUGUCGCACUCUUCACUAUUUACCUCUUUUGGACCCUAGUAUCUUUUAGGUAUCACUGUAGAUUAUACAAUGAAUGGCGUCGGACCAAUCAGCGGGUGAUACUCCUAAUCCCAAAGUCUACCAAUGUCCCCUCCAACCAGCAGUACCUCCUGGGACUGCAGUCCCUCAAAAGGAACUCAAAGGAGACAGUUGUCUGACUUGGGCAGUUUCUGCACAGGUGCCAUGCACUAAAAAUGGUGCCUCAAACUCACUGGGGCCAGACACUGUCCAGAACUCAGGAGCUAUUCUGAUUUACAAACUCUUUGCAGAGGAAUAAAUCACUAUUUCAAUUCAAAUCACAGAUGCUGCAAUCAUGAGAUCUGCUAAACUGCCAAACUUGUUUCCUUAGCAGAUAAGUAUAUGUAAUUUCAUACAGUGUGCUACUACUUGCAUCAGCAAGUGAUGCAAUUUUUUUGUUUAAAAUAUUGAACUGUGAUAA
Messenger RNA from Athene cunicularia (burrowing owl), 1391 nucleotides. RefSeq names its product membrane associated ring-CH-type finger 3 (gene MARCHF3). NCBI's taxonomy places the organism in Eukaryota, Metazoa, Chordata, Aves, Strigiformes, Strigidae. Bases 346 to 1110 code for a protein of 254 amino acids. The record is from RefSeq and is a predicted model, not a curated record. Gene Ontology annotation, biological process: protein ubiquitination. The transcript has 5 exons. Gene Ontology annotation, molecular function: ubiquitin-protein transferase activity; zinc ion binding.